AUGACCACCACCAUCACCACCAUGACCAUCACCAGCACCACCUCCAUUAACACCACCAUGACCACCACCAACACCACCAAUAUUAACACCGUUAAUACCAUCACCACCAUCACUAAUACCAUCACCAUCACCACCACAACUGCUUCCCCAGCAUGUGAUCACAAAGACUACUAUUUGCAGGUGCAGGAACUGGUGAUGGUGCAGGAGGGCCUGUGUGUCUUCAUACCCUGCACUUCCUCCUACCCCCUGUGUGGCUGGACCGAGUCAGACCCAGUUCUUGGCUACUGGUUUCAGGAAGGGGAUGAUACUGGCUUUGGGGCUCCUGUGGUCACAAACAAUCGGGCUAGGGAAGUGAGAAAGGAGACGAAAGGCCGCUUCCAGCUCCAUGGGGAUCUCCGGAAGGGGAGCUGCUCACUGGUGAUCGGAGAGGCACAGCGGAAAGACGAGAAGACUUAUUUCUUUCGGAUGGAAAGGGGAGCUCGUGUGAAAUAUAAUUUUAGGGCAUACAAGCUGACCUUGAAAGUGACAGGCCUGACACAGAAACCUGGCAUCUAUCUCCUCGAGACCCUGGAGGCAGGGCACCUGGCGACAUUCUUCUGUUUGUUUCCUGGAGACUUUGAGGGGUGUCCACCUCCCAGGAUCUCCUGGAUUGGGAAAGCCUUCUCCCCACAAAAAGUUGCACCCCAAAAUUCUGCUUUUUUCUCUGUGGUCACCCUCACCCCAAGGCCCCGAGAUCACAACACCACCAUUGCCUGUCAAGUGGACUUCAGAAAUGGUGUGAGCUUCUCAAGCACGGUCCGGCUGAAUGUCACCUACCUGCGGCCUCUGGGAAAUGCCUCAUGUGUGGAAGCCAAGAAAGGCCAGUUCCUGCGGCUGCUCUGUGCGGCUGAUGGCCACCCCCCACCCACGCUGAGCUGGGUCCUGAGUGACAGGGUGCUCUCCUGGUCUCCUCCCUCGGGGCCCAGAAGCCUGGGGCUGGAGCGGCCUCAGGUGGGACCCAAGGACGCAGGGUGCUACACCUGCCGAUCAGAGAACAGGCUGGGCUCGCAGCAGCGCUGGCUGGACCUCUCUGUGCAAAACCCUCCAGACUAUCUAACAGUGAUGGUGUCCCACUGCAAUCCAGUCAUGGAAAACAUCGGGAAUGGCAUGACCCUCCCAGUGCUGGAGAGCCAGUCCCUGCAGGGGGCUUGGGUCGGGGACCCAAGGGCUGGAAGGGGCCUGUGCCCAGGACCCCCCAGAGAACCUGACAGUGAUGGUGCCCCCUGCAAACAGGACAGGUAUGAAGGAGGGCAGAGAACCACAUCCGGGUCCCAGGUAUCUGGGACUAGCUCUCCUGUCCCCCUGCUGGACGCUAGCACAUGGGAGGUGCAGCCAGGGUACAUGUGGUCCCCCGCGACACCCUGGCCCAUGACUGAAGUGGUUCUGGCGGCUGUCAUAGCAGCUGCGGUCAAGACUCUAAUCCUCAGCCUCUGCCUCGCCCCCUUCGUGGUGAAGGCCUGUGGACAGAGAGCAGCAGGACCUGCCCUCAGCGUGGAGGACAAGGGCAAAAGGGGGACACAGGGGGCAUGGGGUUCCAGUCUGGGCUUCCAGGUUCAGUGA
This is a messenger RNA of Elephantulus edwardii (Cape elephant shrew), 1599 nucleotides long. RefSeq names its product sialic acid-binding Ig-like lectin 16-like. The transcript has 11 exons. Lineage: Eukaryota; Metazoa; Chordata; Mammalia; Macroscelidea; Macroscelididae. Bases 1 to 1599 code for a protein of 532 amino acids. Gene Ontology annotation, biological process: cell adhesion. The record is from RefSeq and is a predicted model, not a curated record. Gene Ontology annotation, molecular function: sialic acid binding. Gene Ontology annotation, cellular component: plasma membrane.